AUGCAUCGUCGUUUCGCAUCUCUUGCUUUGUCCUGUGUCCAUCGCGAAUAUCCAAAUAAAGUGGCUCAUGUACUCGUAUCAGAUAGUGAUGCUCAGCCACCUCGUCAAUUGACUCCGGCCUUUUAUGGAUGUUUUGAUUGGCAUUCGGCUGUUCAUGGUCAUUGGCUGUUGGCUCGUCUGGCUCGAAUCGAUACAACUCUAGCUGUGGAAUGUCGACAAGUUCUCGGAAAAAGCUUAACCAAAGAAAAACUUCUAGAUGAAGUUGAAUAUAUUAGUAGUAAUCAGCGGCAAUCCUUUGAACGACCCUAUGGAUUGGCAUGGUUCUUGCAACUUGCCACAGAAUUAGAUGAAUGGGCACAGGAAGAGAAAGAAAAUCCUGACGAGAUUUACCAAUGGCGAGAAAACAUACGUCCAUUAGAAACACUGAUUGUUACACGUCUCUCUUCUUGGCUUCCAAAACUAUCGUAUCCUAUUCGUAGUGGUGAACAUAGUCAGACAGCUUUUGCACUUGGCUUCUCACUUGAUUAUGCUCGUCGGAUGAACAAUACUGUAUUUGCUCAGCUAAUUGAACAACGUUCACUUGUAUUUUUUUCUUCGGAUAAAAACUAUCCAUUCAACUAUGAACCAUCAGGUGAAGAUUUUCUUUCUGCUGGUCUAGCCGAAGCUGAUCUCAUGCAUCGUGUCAUGAAUAAAAAUCCACAAGACUUUGUUAAAUGGUUCAAUGAAUUUCUUUCAACAGAAACUUUACCGUCUAGUCUUGAACCACCCUUGAUCGCUGAUCCUACUGAUCCAAAAUUGAUUCAUUUAGCUGGUCUAUGCAUCAGUCGUGCAUGGAUGUUAGAAGGAAUCGUUGAUGCUCUAUCCUUUGAUACUGAACAAAACAAUCGUCGCAAUCAAUUAUUUGAAUUAAGCAAACGAAAUGCUCAAACAGGAUUGACGGCUAUUGAUGAAAAUAAUUACGAAGGAGGACAUUGGCUGGGUACAUUUGCGGUAUAUCUUAUCACACGUCAUCAAGAUCUGUCAAACACCAGUGCUGGUCAAAAUUAUGGAAUCACUCUACUGUUAUGCUUUCUUUCAAAGAUUUUUCUCUAG
Rotaria sp. Silwood1 is the source of this 1092-nucleotide messenger RNA. NCBI's taxonomy places the organism in Eukaryota, Metazoa, Rotifera, Eurotatoria, Philodinida, Philodinidae. The record is from the annotation of a GenBank genome assembly.